GUUUGGUAAUUGGUAUUUGGCGUUUGUUCAGUAUUGGUUCAGUAGAUUUAAACCAAAGUACACACCCAUUUUCCGAAUAUACCACUAAUGUCCUUUUUUUUUGUUAGGUAGUUUAAGGCUUUUGCUCGUAAUAUAAAAAUUAUGGUAUCUAAAUCUAAAACAGGGCUGACUGCCCUCGGUUUCUAUGGAUUUGCAUUUUUAUUUAUUACGAUAGCUUUUGUUAGCCCUUACUGGUUAGUAACUGAUGGAAAGUUGAAAAACCCUAAAUUUAUUAAAAUAGGUUUAUGGGAAGUGUGCUUUAAUGGAUUUGAAGAAACCCAUCAUUGGUACGACACAAUUUUUAAAGGCUGUUGGUGGAUAUUUGAAGAAGAAUACUAUAUAAUUCAUGAUAUUCUUCUGCCAGGGUUUUUCAUUGCUACACAAUUCUUCUUUACUAUAUCUAUGUGUUGUGUGUUAAUAACACUUUUUAUCUCCUAUUUGUAUGUGAAAAAAGAUGAAGACGAUGAUAACUAUGUGACACUUUUAUUGACAUUUGGAACAAUCCUUAUUAUUGGUGGAAUCUCAGGAAUAAUAUCAGUGGUGACAUUUGGAGCGAGAGGUGAUGGAAGAGACUGGAUGCCUAAUUGGGAGCAUAACGAUCUUGGCUGGGCAUAUGCUCUUGGUGUCAUUGGUGUCAUCUUUCUGCUCCCCGCGGGUAUACUAUUUCUUAUUGAAGCUAGAGUACGCAAGUACAAGAGAUUACAUGAGAUGCAAAGUAGAGAACCUUCUUACAGCAUGCGUGAGAGAAAAGCAACUUAUCCAGGACAUACGGAUAUUUAAAUAUAUUUAGCUGAUAAAUAUCAUUUAUGUAAGUUGAUAAAUGCUACAAUAGCAACUUUUGCUGCUAACUAAGUAACAGAUGCCGUCCAAUCAAAGAAUCUUAAUUUUAUUUAAAUACAAUAAGUUGUUGUAUAACAUUAAAGGUGUAAGUAUUUCAUACAGAAUGUUUACGUCUACCAGUUAUGUUCAAAUACAAUUAUAAUAAUGCCUUA
Molecule: messenger RNA, 1031 nt
Organism: Melitaea cinxia (Glanville fritillary)
Lineage: Eukaryota; Metazoa; Arthropoda; Insecta; Lepidoptera; Nymphalidae
Gene: kune
Exons: 3
Coding region: 142-819 (225 amino acids)
Biological process (GO): septate junction assembly; regulation of tube size, open tracheal system
Cellular component (GO): septate junction; membrane
Source: RefSeq, a predicted model, not a curated record